UCAAUGUGGGUAACGUAUUGUCUCGGCGCAAUUUGUUGUAUACGUUAUUCAGAUAUAUUUUCAAUGGCAGAACUAAUCAAUUGUUAAGCAAGUAUUGUAUUCUGCGAUCUUUAAAAAUAAGAAAAAAUGUUCGGUAUCCGUUCCGCCCGUUAACGUUUAUUACACUCAAUAGCGUGCUGGAAUAGUGUCAACUCGUGCCGGACGCUGAAUGCGCUUUGUUACUAUAGAAACUGGAUUUAUAAAUACUUGUAGGAAAAGUUGGAAUUGACAAAAUCAGAGUUAAUUCAUUUUCGUUACCCUAUCUUUUGUCAAAAUACUGUCUUUUUAAUGAGAUAGAAAUGUCCAGCAUUGAGGGAUAAUAAUCAGAUUUUACGUUAACGUAUAAACAUGCAAAAGACGUUAGUAAUAGUUAUAAUUAUUGGAAUUAUAAUUCCGUUAACAUCUGCACAAGUGUUGACCACAAAGUGUCCCAGCGCUGACUGGGUAAAGUACAAGGAGCGGUGCUAUUUGUAUGUUGGCUUCAAACACAGUUGGUCCAGGGCCAACGAAUAUUGUCAAAAAUAUGGUGCUAGACUCGUUGAACCAACUGGUUAUGUUAUACAUGACGAGGUUAUGACAGAGGUGGCCAGGAAAUUGCCAAACGCCAAUUCUAUAUGGACAGGGUAUCAUAGACCGGACAAUACCCAACCUAGCUACGUUGGUCAGUGGAGUGAUGGAAGAUCAACUUUUGUACAUGUUGGUCAAUGGGGACCUAGGCAACCAGAUAUACAUGCUGGCAUGUGUUCAUACGCCUCCACACAAGGUGACAGGAAAUGGUAUAUGGGGGACUGUGGUAGAGUUAGAGACUUUGUCUGCGAGAUGAACCCAUGUCCUGGAGGUACACGAAACACGUACAUGUGUAAUGGCAAAUGUUUGGGGGUAUCUGCUCUGUGUAAUGGUGUAAAUGACUGUGGUAACAACCAGGACGAACAAAAUUGUAACAGUAUUACAGGACAAGCUUGUACAUUUGAGUAUGAAGCAAACAGCGGACAGAUACCUCUUCAAAAAACAACCUCCGGCUUAUACAACCCCGGUGUCUCAUGUUCUUGGCUCAUAAAAUCUUCACCUGGGAAUCGAAUUGUGUUACAGUUUACUGAUUUCCGAACAGAAGAAAACACUGACUUUGUAGAAAUAUAUGAUGGGGGUAUGACGUCAUCUACUAGCGAGCUGUCCGUUCGUCUGUCCGGCUCUAUGUCAGACUAUACGUUCGUCAGUAGCUACAACUGUUUGACUGUCAGAUUCAUAUCUGAUUCAAGCGUGGAAUAUACCGGGUUCCAAGCUUCUUGGAGUACAAGUUUAGAGUGUAGUUACUCACAGAUAGUUGAUUACACAUACUCUAACACUGGUAUAAUGUACAGAAGUCUAGAAUUAUCAUCACGACAAAACACAGAUAGAUGUAUCAGUGAUUGUAGCGAUGUUAAUACAUGUGUUGGAUUCAGGUAUGAUUCUACAGAGAGGAUCUGCUACUUUCUCAACAAACUACCUGUACUUCAAAAAUCAACCGGUUCACAACUCUGGAUACAAAACUGCUAUGGAGAUACUUCUGUCCAAGGUGCUGUGCCUUUGUUACCAAGUCAACUUGUUGCUACGUCAAGCCCCAAACAGUUGGCCACGCCCCUUUAUCCGUACCCGUAUAUUGGUAAUAUGGAACUUGAAUACACAAUUACUACAUCAGCUAAUAAUCUAAUCGCACUUGAGGUUCUUACCAUAGAGCUAUGUUGCGGGGAUAAUAUCUAUAUAUACGAUCAAGACUAUGACCUUUUGCAUACGUUGACCUCUGCGUCAUCAACUACAACCAUAAUCUCUACAAGUAACACAGUACACGUGAAAAUGGAUCUUAACAAACAUUGGAAAUGUAACGGUGUACUGAUUGAGUACAAACAAGGUUGUGAUGUAACAAUGACCGGAAGCGGAAGUCUGUGGUCACCUGGGUAUGGCACCACUAAUAGUUAUCCAGAUUUGAUGAAAUGCCAAUGGACCUUGAACGCCCCAUCAGAUGAUCGGAGUAUUACUGUAAAAUUUGAUGAUUUUGAUUUAGAACAGGCUGACAAUAUCACGGUAACAGAUUCGGAUGGAACGGUGACAACGUACAAAGAUUCUUCUCUACAUAAACAAUCUAUUACGUCUGAAAGUUAUGUUAUAGUAACCAUGGAGACAAGCUCUAGGAGGAAUGGUAGAGGCUUUAUGGCCUCGUUUUCACCAGGGUGUCCUGUACUUAAUGCAGAGGGGUAUUCGUUAUCGUCACAAUCAUUUGACUUUGGUGAUCACGUGACCGUGUCAUGCGCAGAAGGAUAUUAUUUCGGUGCCGGAUACAGCCGAACGAUUAAUCUGUCAUGUAUGUCUGGUGGUCACUGGAAUAUGUCAGAUAUACCGACGUGUUCUCGAGGACAAUGCGGCCGGACACCGCUCAUCGACAAUGGCUAUAUUGUAUCGUCUAAGGGCGUUCUUGGCGGUGACGUCACGGUGUAUGCGUGCAAUGCAGGAUUUACUCUCCAUGGCACCUCCUCGAUCAGAUGUCUCGCUAACAGCAGCUGGGAGCCGGCUCCAACAUGCAGCUCUACACUUUGCCAGACAUUUACAAAUGUCGUGGAAGAUGUGACAGCAAAAGUGUUGCUAGGUGAUGGUUUGAACUAUGGCAGUGUUUUGAAUCUAACAUGCAAAGAACAAGGGCAGUUAAUCGGUGCACCAAUUGUACAAUGUAAAGACGGACUUUGGGACUUUAGUCUUGAGGAAGAUCAAUCUUACUGUGAACCCACACCGUGUGAAAUACCAAUGAUCGAUAAUGCGUUACUAUCACCAGAACCCGAGUAUUUUCAAGGUCAGGAGCUAAAUGUAACAUGCAUUAAGGGCUAUAACUUAGAGGGUGACCAAAGUUUCAGAUGUGGUACUGAUGACCCUCAGCCAACUUGCUCAAUACAAGAGUGCUCAUUGAACAGUUUUGGUCACGUGAUGGCGGUAGGCAGUAACGCUCCAUUUACAUAUGGCCAGACGGUGAACGUUACGUGUGAAUAUAGUUACUAUCUGGAAAACAUUAAAACUUCCCAAAUGAAGAUCACGUGCCUUAGCACGGGUGAAUGGAGUAACACGCCAAUUUGUGCAAAGAAGAGUUGUGGAGAAGUAUAUCAAGUUCCAGGAAGUGUUUAUGUACCAAAUCAACUUGAUAGGACUUUUUGCUACGAACACAACUGUUCGUUCGAGUUUCAAUGUCGGGAAAGAUAUGUUAGAGAAGGAAAUAGUAAUAAGGGAAACCAACGUGUAACUUGUGGAUACGUUUUUGACGGUCUCUGGGACUUCGGCGAUCUAAGAUGUAGAGGUGGACAAUGCCCGGACCCUGGCUACCCUGCAAGCGGAUUCUUAAUUGGUGAUACGUUCCAAGAGGAUGCCGUAGUAACAUUCGGGUGUAGUAAGUCAGGGUAUGAGCCUCUGGACUCCUUGGGUCAAGUUUCGUCGGGCAUGACUUGCCGGUACAACGCUACAUCCCAGCAGAUGGAGUGGGUAGGAGAAAUGCCCCAGUGUAUAGACACCCAAAGUCCUACUAUAUAUAAUUGUGAUAACGGAAGAGUAACAUACAGAGCCGAAAUGCUGACACCUCUAACAGUGUUCGAACCCUAUGCCACUGACAACACUGCUGUCAAGGAGUGGGACAUAUAUCCUGAAAACAUCGACUUGAAACAACCAUUUUCUGAGGCUACUACCAUUAACUAUGUGGCUAAAGAUUUCAAUGACAACCAAAGACUGUGUACUGUGGUUGUUGUUAUUCCAGAUUCAAUGGAUUGUAACAACCAACUGUCUACUAGUAUAACAUUGAAUUCGGACAGCACUAUCGUUGUUAGAGGCUCGACCUACUUACAACUUAAAAACCCCACUGCCCGCUUGGUCAUCGAACCAGAAAGUGUAACAGUUCAAGCAAACGCUUCCACACUGAAUACAAUACAUGCAGUACAGGCGACAACAUUUGACGGGUCAUCAGAUAUAAUUCUGGAUAAAUGUACCUUACAUUUUAGGUUCGAAGCUCCAGUUUGUGCAACUUGGGCGUUUGAUAUUCCGAAUGGUGUAAAGACAUGUACAGGUUUGUCUUGUACAGCUUCAUGUAAUACUGGUUCGUAUUUUAUGGAGGCGCCAGGCACGAACUCCAUAAGUAUGACAUGUAACAGUCAAGGCUGGAGCCGGGAACCACCCGUCUGUGCAACUGCGACAUCUAGUUACGUGAUUUACACGGCCCGUUACGAUUUCAAGUAUUUUGUACAAGGUGGUGUUUCCGAUAAAACAGCUUGCGAGACUUUGUAUACUCCGGGGAUACAGCAGCGUCUACAAGCGUUCGCUACAACAAUGGAGGGGUUAUGUAACGCCAAUAGUAAUAACCCAGUCACCGUGACGCUUCUAUCAGAAAAAACUGUUAUAACAUUCACAUUGGCAACAUCAAGACUUGAUGUUCGUUUUGAAUAUCAACUCAAUGUUCAAGAUGAAACUCUGUCUAACGCAUUAAGCGUUAAGGAACAAUGCGCAAACACAAUUACGUCCAGUCUAAAUACUAAACAAAACAUUGAUGACGUCAGCACUCUACCGGCCAUUUCUGAUACAGCCAAUGGGGUCACUUGUAACUCAGGGGUUUACGAUUUGUCAUCUUCAACACCGUCGUACCAGUACAUGUGCCAGGGCAAUAGACGUUUCUACAACCAAGGAACACAGUUGUCUUGCUUGGAGUGUCCCAAGGGUUAUUAUUAUUACAACGACCAGGCGUCAAACACGCACAAUUGUUUGAAAUGUCCGUCGGGGACAUAUGGUACCGAGACGGCCGACGGUAUGGCUUGUGUAUCUUGUUCAAACGGCAAAAAUACGGGACUAACUGCCCAAACAGAUGUGUCAGUGUGCAAUUUUAAAGAUGCAUGUCCACCUGGCUAUUUUUCAUUCGAUGGGUUAACACCAUGUACACUAUGCCCGAAGAAUUACUACAGUGUGGCACCGUAUAGUCACACGUGCGAACCGUGCGAUGGUAGUAUGGUAACUUAUGAAACGGGGUCAACAUCAGAGAGCGCUUGUAAAACUUUAGAUGAGGCGAUAGCUGAUAAUGCCGAAACGCCUUGCACUCCGAGCCCGUGUGUAAAUGGUGAAUGCUCCUUUAAAAGAUUGAAUUAUUUCUGUACAUGUCCGGCAGGAUUCACGGGCAAGAGAUGUGAGAGUCCUAUGAACGGAUGCACGGGAAAACCGUGCAAAAACGAGAGGACAUGUACUGUGGCAUCAGAUGGCCUUGGGUUUACAUGUACCUGUGGUAGUUCCACCACUACACCCAACGAAUUCUCGGGCACUCUUUGUGAAAACGACGACUUUGGUUGUUCUCCGAGCUAUUGUAAGAAUAAUGGUACCUGCCAUAACCAGUAUCAAAGUUUCUCAUGUAAAUGUCCGACAUAUUCCGGUUAUCAAAAUGCAGAUCCAAGAGGUACUGGCAGCGGAACAUGUAAUACCAAGAUAAACCCCUGCUCCGUAGACCCGUGCGAGCACGGCACGUGUUACAACAACAGUCAUUUCUAUAAAACAUGCGAUUGUUAUCCAGGAUUUACAGGCAUCUAUUGUAAUGCAAGUAUAGAUGACUGUAGUCCAAAUUUUUGUGAGAAUGGAGCCACGUGUAUAGAUGGCGUUAACUCGUUCACUUGUAACUGUGUCGACGGUUACCAUGGACACUACUGCCAAUUCAGAAAAGCCUGCGACAAAAAGUGUGGAAGCCCGGAUGAACAAUUUUGUAACACGUGUAACGAUGACAACACGGACACGUGUUUAAAUGUCAACGAUGAUUUCCAGUGUCAAUGUCUUGACGGUUACGCAGGAAGAUCAUGCGAGAUUGAGACUUCAAUAUGUAAAAGUUACCCAUGCAAACAUGGCGGCAAUUGCACAGCCAACAACGCAACUUCUUUCACUUGCUCUUGUAUCCAGCCGUGGACAGGCCGAUUCUGUGAUCAGUUACCAAACAGAUGUCCGAAUGGGAACAUGUGUUUUAACGGAGGCACGUGUUAUAGUACGUCGUCAGGAUAUAGAUGCAAAUGUCCAGAUAACUAUAUUGGUGAUGAUUGUUCCGUGGCAUACGACUUAUGUGCACGUGCCAACCCAUGUAGCGGUAACGAAAGUACUUGCUCGUUUGAAAAUGGCAAUUUCGCAUGCGAUUGUCAAACAGGCUACAGCGGCAACUUUUGUGAGAACGUGCUUCCCACGUGUUCUGAUAAUGUCUGUAAGAAUGGAGCCACGUGUACAAACACGGAAAAUGGUGUAACUUGUGACUGUGCUGACG
Molecule: messenger RNA, 6319 nt
Organism: Ruditapes philippinarum (Manila clam)
Lineage: Eukaryota; Metazoa; Mollusca; Bivalvia; Venerida; Veneridae
Product: sushi, von Willebrand factor type A, EGF and pentraxin domain-containing protein 1-like
Exons: 39
Biological process (GO): heterophilic cell-cell adhesion; establishment or maintenance of epithelial cell apical/basal polarity
Cellular component (GO): plasma membrane; protein-containing complex
Molecular function (GO): calcium ion binding; protein binding
Source: RefSeq, a predicted model, not a curated record